AUGGAUGGAUAUAUUUACUAUGACGAAGAUAUCAUAACCCCAACUACUACUAGACUAGACGGGAAACCAAAACUUGGUGCGUUUUUUAAUAAGGAUGGUUUAUUAAUGAGAACGUAUGGAUGGUUGGUUCGAAAUGCUAUAGGUAUUAUAGUAUUGAUUCAUGGUCUAAAUUCACAUGCAAGGUUAACCUUUUUAAGGCAUAAUGUUGAAAUCGUGGAUAACUCUAAGGCUAUAUUAAAAGAUGAAAACAAUUAUUACGUGUACGAAAACAGCUGGGUAGAACAUUUCAAUAAUAAUGGGUAUUCAGUGUAUGCCUUAGAUUUACAAGGACACGGACUGUCCGAUGGUAUGAUUUCUUUUCAGAAAAUAGCUUCACCACGUUCAUAUAAAUAUAAAUAUUUUUAUUUACCAUUAAUUAGUGGCUUCUUUCCAACGUCAAGAUUUGUUACAAAAAUUGGAUUUCAAAAAUAUCCCUAUCUUAAUGAUCUUGAUAAAAUUCGAUCAAAAAAUGGGAUAACCUUAAAAUAUUGGCAUGAACUUCUAAAAGCAACGAGUAACUUAGAGCAUGAUAUGGAAUAUAUACCCAAUGAUAUUCCUAUAUUGCUAAUUCAUUCCAAAGAUGAUAUUUUUUGUUAUUACAAAGGUGUAUUAUCAUUUUUUAAUAGAUUAAUGAAUGAUAAUAAAGAAUUGAUUACGUUAGAAAAUAUGGAGCACGGGUUGACCACGGAGCCUGGGAACGAAAUGGCCUUAGAAAACAUCAUAGAUUGGAUUGCAAAAUUAGACACAAAAAAAGAAAUGGCCGAACCUUUAGAGGUAAACUAA
Plasmodium cynomolgi strain B is the source of this 822-nucleotide messenger RNA. Its product is annotated as PST-A protein. Gene Ontology annotation, molecular function: lipase activity. The record is from RefSeq and is a predicted model, not a curated record. Gene Ontology annotation, cellular component: membrane. Lineage: Eukaryota; Apicomplexa; Aconoidasida; Haemosporida; Plasmodiidae. Bases 1 to 822 code for a protein of 273 amino acids. The transcript has 2 exons.